GCUCGAUACAGAAAGGUGCUAGAAGUAUCACUGCAUGAAAAUGGACUGCAAGAUCGCAUUUUUCUGUUUCAUUCUAUGUGCUGGAAAUAACUUUCUACUCUCUGAAGGUAUGAAAUUCUCGCACAAAAAGUACGUCAUAUUGAUAACAGCAGGAUCAGCAAAAGGUCCAAUCGCGAAAAUCCAAGUAGAAACAUCGUCAUCACGAAUUUCAUAUGGUAUCAAAGGGUCACGCUCGCUUGUAGAUAUUGAUAACCACGGGAAAUUGAAGUUAAUGAAGAAACUCGAUAAUAAAAUGGCGGCAUCAAUAAACAACACAGCGAUAACAGUUAUAGCCAAGAAACAGGGGACAUCUGAAAAAGCGUCGACAACAGUUAUCAUUAUCGUUUUACCCAAAAAUUUUGGUGACCAAUUCGUUUCUCAGAUCAAAAUGGAAGCAAAAUCCAAAGAGAAAAACAAAAAACCAAAGAACACACGAAUCACACCACGUGACCUGCUUCGGUUUCUCAGAAAGCCGUCGCAAACGGCUAAACAAAUGGCAUUGUCUACAUUGAAAUUGGAAACAAAAGUAAUGAAAAUCAAACAAAAAAUCAGAAAAAUAUUUGCGGCAUUGUUUGGGAAAGAUAGUGUCAUUAAGGUGUAUCUACACAUCAAUGCACUUUUCUCUAAAAAAAUGAUAGAAGAAAUGGAAGAGGAAUCAGAAUGCAACGAACCAACUAAUGCCGAAGAAUGUGUUCGGUAUAUGAAAUAUCGAACAUUUGAUGGCACUUGCAAUAACUUAUACUAUCAUAAUGCUGGAGCAUCUGACAGAGGAUUUCAUCGAAUACUAAAAGCAAAGUAUUUUGAUGAAGAUGGACUUAAUGAUCCCAUUGGAUAUCCCAACCAACCAAAUGCCCCAAGUGUACCCUCACCACACCAAGUUAGCAGGGAUUUCAUCAAAGAUGAAGUAGCUGCAUCGCCAUCCAUGUUAACCCACGCUGUUAUGCAGUUUGGUCAGUUUAUUGAUCACGACUUAGACUUGGCCGUUGAGGUGGAAUUUGAAGGAAGAAAUUUGUGUCUUGAAGUACCAUGCAAUGGAUCAUCUGCCGACUUCACGUGUCCAUGUUAUCCAAUUCUUCCAAACGGAAAUGCUGGUUGUAUCAGGGUGACAAGAUCCGCAGCUGUUUGCCAAAAACAUGGUCAUUUCAAACCACGGGAACAAAUCAAUGUUAAUACUGCAUACAUUGAUGCAUCUCAAAUUUAUGGAUCGACGCUAAGAGUUGCGAAUGGACUUAGAGAAAGAAAACCGGAAGAUAACGGGUUGCUGAGAUCAUUACAAGGUUUUGACGGUGAACUUCUCCCACUGGAUCAAUCCAAGGAGGCUGAAGAACAGCUUUGCCGAAACCUUGGGGGUUGUUUUAUUGCCGGAGAUUCUAGAUCAAAUGAACAACAGUCACUGGCAGCAUUCCAUUCUCUGUUUCUACGUGAACACAACCGUAUCGCCAAAAGUCUCAAAAAAAUCAAUAGUCACUGGGAUGGUGAGAAAAUAUACCAAGAAACACGAAAAAUCAUGGGUGCCGUGAUGCAAAAGAUCACAUACGAUGAUUUUCUUCCCCUAAUCCUCGGACCAAACGCUAUACCACAAUACAAGGGUUACCGCUCGAAUGUUGACCCUGGAGUUUCAAACGUAUUUGCUACGGGUGCUUUUAGAUUUGGCCACAGUCUCAUUCGGCCCGAAUUUGACAUUCUGGACACUGGUUUCAACCCGAUUGGCGACCCAAUUGAUCUGCGUUUUAUGUUCUUCAAUAACACUUUUAUCCAACGAAAUGGAAUCAACGCGCUGCUUCUUGGACUCAUUGGAAAUUUCUCUGAGAGGGUUGAUCGAAUCCUAUCCCCAGGAAUCACUCGGCAUCUUUUUGAACGUGAAAAUGCUCCUGGGAGUAAUCUGGCGGCAUUAAACAUUCAUCGUUCGAGAGAUCACGGAAUUCCAGGAUACAACGAAUUUAGAAAGUUUUGCAAGUUAGGGAAUGCAGAGACAUUCAAAGACACUCGGAAAGAGAUUAAGAAUCCGCAAAAUAGAAAUAUUUUAAAACAACUCUACGGUGACAACCCUAAUUUGGUCGAAGUAUGGGUUGCUGGUUUAGCAGAAACGCCAGUUCAAGGGGCUAGUGUUGGCCCGACCUUCAAGUGCUUAAUUGGAGAACAAUUUCAGCGAACAAGAGACGGUGACCGAUUUUUCCACGAACUACCCGGAGUCCUGACACAAGACAUGCUUGCAGAAAUCAAGAAAAGUUCGUUGUCUCGUAUGUACUGUGAUAAUUUAAACGUGGUUUCAAUUCAACCAAACGCUUUUAAAUUACCAACUGGAAAAAAUACAAGAAUCACCUGUGACAGAAUCCCUCGUAUGGACUUAUGCAAGUGGAAAGAAUUAUGCUUGUAUGGCAAAAAAUUUUCAAGAAACGGGAAAUGUGUAUGUCAAUGUAAACGACCAUGGUUUGGUGACAGUUGUGAAAAUAAACUGGCACGUGCAUCAGUUGCGUGGCAUGCAACCCUUCUUAACUCCGCGAAAAAAAUUGUUUGCUCUGGGGCGCUUAUUGGAAGGAAACAUGUAUUAACCACAGCAAGUUGUGCAAGACGUGCGUCCAUAAAUGGCCACGUCCGCCUGGGGUAUUGGAAAACAAUCACAUGGCAUAACGAAAUUCGCAUUAAGUCUAUCAGGAAAUCAAAAUUGCACAAGAAUAUCGUGGUAGUCGAGCUGGCACGGCGAAUAAUACGAAGUAGAUACGUACAUCCCAUCAGUACCGGUUUUAUCUCAUCCCAACGACCAACUUACGUCACAGCCUGGGGGACCCGGCAAUCUCUUCAAAUUUCCAGGGUUAUCCUCUCAGCUCCGAAAAGUUGCAAAAAUGUUUUCUAUCUGUUCAAUGGUUUUAAAGAUGUUUGCACGCUGCCUGCCGGGUUGCCUGUGGGGCCGAAAAAAAGUGGUAGUCCUUUGGUGCAAGUUUAUGGAAGACGAGUGUGCCUGGUGGGUUUGCUGACUGACGUAAUGAAUGGAUUUGGCAAAUAUAUAAAAAUUAGAUAAACUUUGAAUUUCGCUCGAU
Molecule: messenger RNA, 3077 nt
Organism: Dendronephthya gigantea
Lineage: Eukaryota; Metazoa; Cnidaria; Anthozoa; Malacalcyonacea; Nephtheidae
Product: lactoperoxidase-like
Exons: 7
Coding region: 35-3058 (1007 amino acids)
Biological process (GO): proteolysis; response to oxidative stress
Molecular function (GO): peroxidase activity; heme binding; serine-type endopeptidase activity
Source: RefSeq, a predicted model, not a curated record